CCGUCUAAUCCACAACCAAUGUAAUUUUGUAUAUAAUAUUAAGGAUAUAUUUAAGAUGGCUGCGGUACACAUAUUCAUGGUACUCCUUCUCGGGAGCACUCUAGUAUGCAGCAAGGAAAUAGAACAGAAAGCAAAAGUAUCUGAGCUUUUAGAAAAUGGAAUCAAAGAUGAACCAUCCGGUAAACCAGUUAAGAGAGGAAUCAUUUCCGGCGGACACGGAUAUAUUUCCAGCGGCAUUUCUCACGGAAUCGGUUAUGGUGGUGGAUUAAGCUACGGUGGUGGAUUAGGCUACGGUAGCGGUAUUGGAAUCGGCAGUGGAGUGGGCAUCGGCAGUGGAAUUGGCAUCGGUAGUGGAAUCGGUAUCGGUAGCGGAAUCGGUAUCGGCAGUGGAAUUAGUGUCGGAAGUGGUAUCGGAAGUGGUAUUGCCUUGGGCGGCUCAGGCAUAGCCGUUGGAGGAGGAGCAAUCGCCGCUGGCCCAGCUGUUGCAGUAGCAGCCGCCCCAGCGGUUGCAGUCGCCCCCGCCCCAUCCGUUCAAUCAUCAGUCUCAGUGCAGCCAAACCCUGUUAUUCUUCGCCAGGAAGUGCCUCGAUACAUCACGAGGACCAUCACUCACAACGUACAAGUUCCAGUCCAAGUACCCGUACAAGUACCUGUGGACCGACCAGUGCCAGUUCCAUACAGAGUCUCAGUGCCUGUACCAGUCGACAGGCCAGUUCCAGUCAUCCACAAAGUGCCAGUUGAGAUCACCAGACAGGUGCCAGUUUACUACGAGAGGAAGGUGCCAUACCCAGUGAAGGUACCAGUUUCUGUGCCCGUUCCAUACCCAGUGACGGUUGAGAAGCAAGUGCCUGUAGACCGUCCAGUCUACAUCAACCGUCAAGUACCCGUACCUUACCCAGUUCACGUCGAUCGCCCAGUGAGCGUCCCUGUACCAGUUCAAGUUGACAGGCCCGUACCGGUCCCACAUCCCGUUGUUGUUGACAGACCUGUGGCUGUACCACAACCAGUCGUCGUAGACAGACCCGUAGCGGUACAAACCCAAGUAGCAGUUCCAGUUUCAAGUGGUAUCUCUCUUGGCGCUGGUGUCGGACAAGGCAUAUCUCUAGGAUCCGGCUUGGGCCUUAGUGGUGGUUACAGCUCUGGUGUGGGCCUUGGAGGUGGUUACAGUUCUGGUGUGGGCCUUAGCGGUGGUUACAGCACCGGCUUGGGGCUUGGCGGUGGUUACAUUUCCGGCGGUGGUCUUCACGGUGGUUUAGGCUCCGGUCUCGGAACAUACGCCAGCUCAUACGGCUCUUACGGCAGUCUGGGCAGUAUUGGCCACUCUUACUCAACCAUCGGCCAUUCCAUACACUAGAUUAUAAGUCAGAAUGUACACAAAAAUACGGAUUGAAAUUGUUAUAUAUUUAUUAUUAUAUUAUAGAAUUUUCUCAAAUAAUAAGUUCAUGUAAAGUAUGUACCUUAUAA
This is a messenger RNA of Pieris rapae (cabbage white), 1464 nucleotides long. Its product is annotated as tetra-peptide repeat homeobox protein 1-like. The record is from RefSeq and is a predicted model, not a curated record. The transcript is spliced from 3 exons. The coding region runs from base 56 to 1354 and encodes 432 amino acids. NCBI's taxonomy places the organism in Eukaryota, Metazoa, Arthropoda, Insecta, Lepidoptera, Pieridae.